Molecule: messenger RNA, 2740 nt
Organism: Coccidioides immitis RS
Lineage: Eukaryota; Fungi; Ascomycota; Eurotiomycetes; Onygenales; Onygenaceae
Product: Rad4 family protein
Exons: 1
Coding region: 1-2535 (844 amino acids)
Biological process (GO): mismatch repair; nucleotide-excision repair
Cellular component (GO): XPC complex; cytoplasm; nucleus
Molecular function (GO): damaged DNA binding; single-stranded DNA binding
Source: RefSeq, a predicted model, not a curated record
AUGCCUCCUUUUGUGCCGCGCAAGGAUCAUUCCACUCAGGAUACUCCUUCAAAGCGCGGCCUGCUAGAAGCUCUCGAUACACCUCCAAAAUCGGCUACACUGGAAAAACUCAAAGCCCAAAAGAUUUCUUUAGAGUCUGACUCGUCAUCAUUAAGUUCUCUAUCCAGUUCGGACCUGGAGAAUAGCGCUAACAGCGCCGGUGUGGAUGACGAUGACGAUGAUGAAGAGGUGAACUGGGAAGACGUCCUCGGAGCCCCAUCUGGUUCUAAUGCAGCUCCCACCCCGGAGCUGCGAGAUUUGGACAUCACCAUACAAAAGAACCAUGUUUCACUGACCGAGCCACUUGGAGGCAAGAAGGGACCCAGUAAGAUUGAACGAUUCAUCCGCAUCCAAACACACUGUAUGCAUGUUCAAUUUCUCCUAUUUCAUAACGCUAUUCGGAAUUGGUGGAUAAAUGAUCCCGAGAUUCAUGAAAUAUUACGCGAGAAACUACCAGAAGGUAUCAAGAAGGAAAUCCAGAGAUGGAGGAUAGCAGCUGGCCUGGAAACUCCAAAGCCCACGCCAAAGGAGUCGUCGAAAAAGAGAAAGCGAGAUCGUGAUUGGACUGAAGAUUCGAGUUACGUCGAGCCCAACCGGCCUGACCUUAGUAGAGGAGACCCGACUAUUCACUUGCUAAAAGUUUUGGCUGCCUAUUGGAAGAAGCAUUUCAAAAUUACGUCUCCUGGACUGCACAAACGGGGCUACAGACCCGCAUCGGUGUUGGAAGAGGAACUAAGGGCGUUUAACAGAGGCGAGGAAGACGAGAAUCGAUUUGGUGAGAAGAUUCAGGAUCUCAAUGAGUUCCGCGAACAUGCUCGUCGUUUAUACGGAUCUCGCGAUGUAGGCUCCCAGUUGUUCACGGCGCUUCUGAGAGCGUUGGGCCUCGAAACGAGACUCGUUGCAAGCCUGCAACCCAUCGGCUUCGGGUGGGCAAAGAUCGAAAAGUACGCAAGUGCAGAUGAAACAGCACCAAACAGUCCUGUGGAAAGCGAAGAAAGUUCUCUAGAUGAGGAAUUACCACCCAGACCCAAGGGGAAGUCUAAAAUCUCCAACAAAAGGCAGCAACUAGCUGAUGGGGACUCCCCGUUUCCCACAUAUUGGUCUGAAGUAGAAUCUCCUGUUACCCAAGAAAUCAUUCCAGUGGAGUCGUUAAUUUUGCCUAAUUCCGUUGCGAUGACUCCGGAGCUCCUGGCAGCGUUUGAGCCGAGAGGAGCGAAAGCUGAGAAAGCGAAGCAGGUUAUUGCAUACGUCGUCGCGUACUCUCCUGAUGCAACCGCAAAGGAUGUUACUAUUCGGUACCUUAGACGGCAAACUUGGCCCGGAAAGACCAAGGGCUUCCGGAUACCGGUUGAAAAGCCCGUUGAAAUCGAACUGAGUACAGGACCUUACGUCUACGACUGGUUUAAAGCUACGAUGAGGGGAUAUAUUCGUCCAAGGGAUAAGAGAACGACAGUUGAUGAGAAAGAGGAUCUAAGUCUGGUGGCUAAACAGCCAGAGAAGAAAGCACCGAAAGAAGGAGAUACCCUGCAAAGCCUUAAGGCGUCUAAAGACUUUGUGCUGGAAAGAUUUUUGCGUCGGGAAGAAGCACUUCGCCCGGGAGCAAGUCAUGUGAGGAUGUUCAUUUCUGGGAAGGGCGCUAAACAAAAGGAGGAGAAAGUCUACCGGAGAUCAGAUGUCCAGAAGUGUUUAUCCGCGGAGAGCUGGCAUAAGGAGGGACGACGGAUUAAGCUUGGCGAGUUGCCGUUAAAACUGGUCCCAAUCCGAGCGGUUACACGGAAUAGAAAGCUUGAGGUUGACAGGAUGGAACGGGAGACUGGUGAGAAACCGAAGCAGGGUCUCUAUGCGCUCCAUCAAACGGAGUACAUAAUUCCGGACCCGAUACAAGAUGGAAUAAUUCCGAAAAAUGAAUACGGUAACAUAGACUGCUUUACCCCUUGGAUGGUCCCGAAAGGCGCCGUGCACAUCCCGUGGCCAGCUACUGUUCGGGUUUGCAAGAAGCUCCGUGUGGACUACGCAGAAGCUGUUAUCGGUUUCGAGUUUAGCAGCAAGAUGGCGGUUCCCAUUAUUCAAGGAGUGGUUGUAGCUGCUGAGAAUGAAGAUCUUGUCAAAGAUGCCUGGCGGGCUGAAGAUGCUCAGAGACGAGAGAGGGAGAGAUUGAAGCAAGAAAAGUUGAUUCUUACAACUUGGAGGAAGUUUAUUAUGGGCCUUCGAAUAUCCGAGCGAAUACAAGAAGAGUACGGGGAUACCAUAGAGAUGGAAUCCCAGAAUCCCUUUGUCAACCAGAGGAACAUUAUACCAUCUGACGUACAGCCUGUCGACAGAGAUGAGGCAGACUAUCACGAAGGGGGCGGCUUCUUGGUCCCCGGAGAAGAUGAACCGGAGCAUGACCAGCUCGGCAUUCAAGCACAACCCCGAAAAGUUGAGGGAAGUAGGGAGGUGCCAAUAGCCCUAGAUAACGAUACGUCCGAAGAGCUGAGUGACAUAGAAAGCGUUUGAUCUCUCCUGCCAUGGAUAGCAGAAUUUAAUCUGUAGCUGGGGAACAUCCCAUGCACUUGUAUAGGAUAAAGCCUUGCGGGGCCAUUUUCUGUGAGCAACAGCGGCGAGUUCUUGUAGCUACAGUGUGGAUUGUCAGUGUGUUACUUCCUGGAGGAGUUAUUAAGAACCAUAAGAAGAGAAUAUGAAGUAACUACUCGAUACAAAA